This is a messenger RNA of Nicotiana tabacum (common tobacco), 1857 nucleotides long. Lineage: Eukaryota; Viridiplantae; Streptophyta; Magnoliopsida; Solanales; Solanaceae. The record is from RefSeq and is a predicted model, not a curated record.
AUGGGAAACAACAGUGAGAAUGAGUCGGAUAAUGAUGAUGUUCGUGGACAAUUGGUCGAACAAGGUUCGGGAUUGGCUGAAGAAGUAAGAGCGUUGAAACAACAAAUGGCAGAUAUGUACCAAGCCUGGGUGAAUGGACAAGCACCGCCCUCACUACCCCCGGGGCCUCCGGAUAAUCUUCAUAAUGUGUCAGUUGCAAAUCAAGUGCCUAUCUCCAUAAUAAGUAACCCAUUGUACCAACCUGGAUUCAGUCCAAGCAUUAACCUCCCCACUAUCCCCAGCACCUCCACUUCACGUCCUCCAGCCGCACCCUUCAGAAAUGACCCACAUACCGUACCCAUUGUCCCUACUUUCACCAUCCCUCAACCGGCUCUCGCUCAAAAGCUCAACAAUGAUCCACAAUUGAAUGAUCAUGACACCCAGCAUUACUCUCCAGAACUGACUUUCAAGGUUCCAGAUUCAUACAAGCAUACUCCUCAGUACGUGUCCCCAGUCGACAUCGAAAAGCCCAAUAAGAAUAUGGAACAAGAGGAAAUGACCAGAAAAAUGAAGAGUUUGGAACAAACCAUGAGAAACAUACAGGGUUUGGGAGGCCACAAGAGUGUUUCGUUCAAUGAUUUAUGCAUGUUCCCCCAUGUUCAUUUGCCACCUGGAUUCAAGACCACUAAGUUUGACAAGUAUGAUGGUCACGGUGAUCCUGUGGCCCACUUGAAGAGAUACUGUAACCAAUUGAGGGGAGCAGGGGGCAAAGAAGAAUUACUCAUGGCUUAUUUUGGGGAAAGCUUGACGGGAAUUGCUUCAGAGUGGUUCAUAGAUCAAGACGUCUCUCACUGGCACGUUUGGAAUGACAUGGCUCAAGAUUAUGUCCAACAAUUUCAGUACAAUAUUGAUAUUGUGCCAGAUCGCUCCUCUCUUGUCAACAUAAAGAAGAAACCGACAGAAAGCUUCAGAGAAUAUGCAGUCAAGUGGAGAGAGCAGGCUGCUAGGGUCAAACCACCAAUGAAAGAGGCAGAAAUGAUUGACUACUUUCUCCAAGCUCAGGAUCCUGAUUACCUCCAUUAUAUGUUGGCCGCCAUUGGUAAGCCUUUUGCUGAAGUGAUUAAAAUUGGGGAAAUAGUUGAGAAUGGCAUGAAGUCGGGCAAAAUGGUGAGUCAGGCAGCCCUUAAAGAAACCACGCAAGCAAUUCAAAGCGGGUCAGGCAGUUUUGGAAAUCGAAAAAAGAAGGAUGAAGGAUCCAUGAUGGCAUCUGGAUUCGGGGAAGUUCAAAGAGGAAUAGUUCCUUCAUACGUGCAAUUUCAACAAGGACAGUCCGAUUCUCCUCAACAUUAUUAUCCGCCUCAGGGUCCUCGAUACUCAGUUCCCCCGCAACAAUACACGGUGUUUAAUGCUCAGGCUUAUGCUAGGCCUCCCAAUCACCAACAAUGGCGAGCACCGAUUCCACAAGGCGCCCGUCAACUCCGGCCGAAUUUUCAGGCGCCAUAUAAUCCUCGUCCCAGACAGGAAUAUGUUAGAGAACAGGAGCCAAAGAAAGAGUUCACCCCAAUUGGAGAAUCGUACACAAGCCUAUUUCGAAAGUUGAUGCAGCUAAAAUUGAUCGAACCUAUCAUGCCACGUUAUGUGAAUCCAAAUUCAAAGGGUUUUGACUCUAACGCAAGAUGUGAGUAUCAUUCUAACACCCAAGGUCAUAGUACCGAAAAUUGUUGGACAUUAAAGAAAGCCAUUGAAAAUUUGAUUGAAGCAAAGGCAAUUGUGGUGACAAACAAUGAAGAUACUCCUAAUAUCACAAACAACCCGCUCCCAGUUCAUGAUAAUACACACUUUAUUGGGAUGAUUGGUGAUGAUCGUGACUAUAAAUAA